AAUCCCACUUAAAAGCUAUCUGGUGAGACGGCAACACUCGUCGUGGUCUUACGAAGUGAACGCGGAUUUCUUCGUCACCUUUUACUACCGAUUUGUCUUAAUAUGACCCGGUCGUGUUGACACAAUUGCCGGUGAAGCCACACCUGUGACCGCUUACUAAAACUUAACCUUAGACUGUUUAACGGUCCACACUAAUAUACUUAUGGGUGAUUAGGAAGAGACUGGUGACUCAUAGUAUACACUUUUUAAAGCAGCGUGCCAGGACGCGGACGGUGAACAACUUUUUUUUUCAUAGCGUGUUUCUUCUCAUUGUUAAACACUGACGCCCGACGUCCUGGCUAACUGACUCCUCUCACUGGACUCGCAUUGUACCACCACCAGGCUGCAGCCUAACCUUGGUCCGGGGCCAAUCAUUUCCCAGGAAAAUGUGACUGUUAGGAAUUCCCCACGCAUCAGCCCCUGUCGGAGAAAACUGCAACCUUGUGUCAGGGAGCGAAACUGGAGAGCAGCGGGAGGGAGGAGGGAAACUGCCUAGCCGGCGACGACGGUGCGAUGAUGUUGCUGCUGUACCGUUUUGACUCCAACUGGCACCGGGGAUAAUAAUAUUUUCUACCGGUCGGCGAGGUUCAUGAGGACAGACACUUCACUGCCUGUUUAUGGCCAGGGAGCCAUGCUGUGCGGGGUGACAACUUCUAGCUAACAGGAUCGAGACCUGUUUGGUUGCUAUAAUGGACCUUGUCAUCCGAAUCCUGUGUCUUUGAGGUGUAGAUGCUCCAGGGACCCGGCCUCUUUAUCACAGAGGGGACGAGGCUGCUCCCACCUGGGCCACAGCAUUCCUCUGAAACUCUGCUUGUGGUCUCUCUCUCCCUCUGAGCACUAACCGACCCAGGUCAGAGAACAGGAGGACGGCAACAACGUCAGGGAAGCCAUUUUGUGAGGAGAAGCUGAAUCUCGGGUCUGUGCAGAGAAGGAGUCGGAGUUCAUAGCUGGGAUAUUUUAGGCUGCUCCCUGCCCUCUGAACUCCACCGCCAUGACGACUGCAGUGCAGCCCACUGAACUGGUGUUCGAAUUUGCCAGCAACGGGAUGGAUGAAAUCAGUCAGGUGUGCAGUUAUUUCCUCCCCACACCCGUCAUUGAAUCCUGUGGAGCAGGAUUGAUUCUGGACGACCCGUCAGUAUUCCCGGCAGUGAUUGUUGAGCAGGUGCCUGCAACAGAUCUCCUGCAGGUGUACUCGGGACUGGAGUCGGAUGAAGUGUCCAAUGGCAUCAUGGUGGACACCACCCACCAUGUUGUGGAGGAACCAUCCAUCUUGGUGGGAGGGGUGGACCUCUCAGAAACAGCAGUCUCAGGUGCAGAGGACAGCAUGGAGACGAGUGAGGCGGCAGCCGCUCUUCUUAACAUGGAGUCUCCGAACAAUAUUCUGGACGAGAAGCGAAUGAUUCUCACCUAUGGCACGCUGCUCGAGUCAGACCUGACGUACGCCCCACUGAGGCCAGAUCAGAUGGACAACAGUGGCCUCGACAUGUCCCUAGAUGAGGACACCUCAUCCAUGGAUGACAUUCCCCAAAAGUGUCCUUUGAAACCCCAGAAAAAAAACAAAGUGCGGAAACCGCGGGCUGUGCGUCCCUGCUCCCCUAUCACCACCCCUAACCUGCCACUCAGGAAGAAGAGCAAAGAGGGCAAAGGCAAUACCAUCUACCUGUGGGAAUUCCUCCUGGCCUUACUGCAGGAUAAAAACACCUGUCCCAAAUACAUCAAGUGGACACAACGCGAGAAAGGCAUCUUCAAGCUCGUGGACUCCAAAGCUGUUUCAAAGCUGUGGGGCAAACACAAGAACAAGCCUGAUAUGAAUUAUGAGACCAUGGGAAGAGCUCUCAGGUACUAUUAUCAAAGAGGCAUCCUGGCUAAAGUGGAGGGCCAGCGUCUCGUAUACCAAUUUAAGGAGAUGCCGACUGAUUUGGUGGUGAUCGAGGAUGAAGACAUGGGCUCUGAAGCCAAUGCUGGCUAUGGAAACCAGAGAUCUAGCAAUGGCAGGUCCAUCAGCCGCGGAGGGUCCAAAGGGCACGGGCGUGCUCAUGGUCAACACCAAGUCGUGAAGCAGAUGAAGAAGGAGCCUCAUGAUGAGUAUCUGUACCAGGAAGACCUUGGCGAACAGACCGGGCAGCUCCUUCAGUCUAUCCAUGUGUUUCAGCAGCAUCAAGGGUCAGGUGUCCAAGAUACGACACACGCUAUGAGGACUAUCACUCCAACAUCAGUUCCCAUGGUCUUGACAUCAUCUGGGUCUCUUCAGUCUGUUCCCCUCACCACGGUUCUGACCAAUGGGGACUCCUGUCACUCCCCCCCACCGCGGGUUAUUCUACACACCAUGCCGUCCACCACGGCAGGUGGUAAAGAUGUGCUCACCAUUCAAACAGCCUCUCUAGCAGGUGGAGUCGGCAGCCUGGAGGAUGGCCUCCCGCAGCAGCUCCUGGUCACCAGUCUGGGCUCCUCCACUGUUUCCACCUCCUCUUGCUGCACUUCCCCUCCAGGAGUCAUUAGUUCCACUGCUUCCAACCUCAACGGCCUCCCACGUCUGGUCGCCAUCAACACCACCUGCGGGCAAACCAUGGUGGCACAGCAGCCUGGCACCGUAAUUGCCACCGUGCUGAAAUCCAGUGAUUUCCCAGGGCUGCAGGUCAAAGAAGAGAUGCUGGACCCCAGCUACUUUCAGUCGAUGGUGAACGGCGAUCCAUCACUGGUGGCACAUACGUUUGACAAAGAAGAGAUAGAGGUAGGGGAGGCGGAGCUGCAGUACAGGACUGUGAUCAUUGAUACAAGUGAAUGUCUGGCCCAGCAGGUCGCAAACGAAACUACGAUAAAUGGACAUUCCUCGCAGAGCAGCAGCCCCAGUGAGGGCCUGACCCCGGUGGAGGAGCUGGAAGUGCGCGGAGAGAUGUCCCUCCAACAUGAGCAGGGAAUCAAAGGCCUGCAGGAGCUGCCGCUGUCCGUUCAACUGCCUGCAAACUUUAUCCAGAUAAAGACAGAGCCUGCAGAAGCUUAAGGCUGCUGGACUCACGUGCACAAGCUGAACCAAAAACAGCAAUUAACUCCCAUUCUAUCACAGACAUUGUUUUCUUUGCCUACCACAGUGAUCUGAUCAGAGAUCAGACGUGAGGGAUCUUGCAGGGCUUUGCUCUUAAGGUUGGUCAGUUCAACCUAAGGAUUUAUUGUUUACUCACAUAUUUUGUGACCAUGUGCCUAAUUUAAAAGAAUAAUCAAAAUUUUUGUUUUUUUUCUAAGAAGUGACUUUUAAGAUUUGGAUAAUGAUCUGCAGACAUGAAGCCCCCGACACAGACAGAAACACAGAUAUACAGCACACGGACACAUGCACACGGACACCCACACUCACCCUUUUAGGAGAGCAGCCAUUGGAUUUAAACCAGGGAGUCUGUCUACAACAUGUGCCAGUUAGUUUUCUUCUUGCUUUUACAUCUCACUGGACCUUUUAUGUUUAAGGAAGAACACUCAAUUAAACCAAAAAAUCCAGGACUGAAUGCCAAAUGGUGCAAUGAAAUCAGACGUCUGAGAGUGUACGUGUGCGAGGUCUCAAACCACAUUCAGCUUUCUGUUUCCGUGGAUGAGGUGUGGAUGCUGUAUUAAGGCUGUCCAAUCCUGUGGAAAAAACCCACGCAUCUCAAAGUUUAAGUGAAGAGUACCUUCAGGAUGUCUGAAAGCUCGAGACACUGUCUUGGAAAAUGUCAAGUGGGGGAAAGUUUAAAAAAAAGAAAAAAGGACUCAAUGACUUUUCAGUCUUUUAAGAGCUUAUUACUCAUUUAUUUUCAUAUAAACACAAAGGUAUGCAUUUGCUCUCUAUUACUCCUGGUCUUAAAACACUGUGUUACUAUGGAAAUGGGCAUUUUUGGACCACCAAGGACAGUUCUACAUCAAAACUAUUUGUAUAGAGCUGCAGACUGAAGGCACAGUGAGAUUGAGGCACAAGUGGAGAGAAAGAAUUCAACCUGUGCUUCAGAGGCACAUAUACAUACAUAUAUAUAUAUAUAUAUAUACAUAUAUAUAUAUAUAUAAUGUGUGCGUGUGUGUAUAUAUAUAUAUAUAUACAUAUAUAUAUACACACACACACACACACACACACACACAUAUAUAUACAUAUAUAUAUAUAUAUAUAUAUAUAAACACAUACAUACACACACACACACAAUUGAGAUUAGAUUUUAAGGCCACAGCAAAUUUAUUUAUUUUCUGAAUUUCUAAAUUCUGUGUACAAAGCCACAUUUGUCUUCUAUUUACCUGUGUAUAAAUGAGGGAAUAUACAAAGAAUAUGAACAUUGAUACCAUGAGGCUCAUUUGGUAGUUUUUUUUGUAAGAUCAAUAUUGCUUUCCUUUGUACAGCCUUCCAUAUUAUAUAGCUUUGCUAUUUUCUAAGUUUUGGACUCAAAGUGCCCAGUGCAGCAUCAUUAUUGCACUGUUAUAUUCAUUUAUUGUCAAUAGCCUCAGUUGUGUGUCUGAUUUAAAACAUGUACUGAAUGUUCUUUGGGUUUCCUUUUUGUUUUUUCUGAGUGGACAUACCUCAGUACUGUUUUGAACAGUAAGUCAGUCGAGGCUACGAACUCACAAACCUUUGUUCUGUGUUCAUAAAGUGUGAGAUGUAUAAAUCACUAUGUCUUUUGGAAUCAUAUCUUACCAGUGCUGUUUUUGUUUUUUUAAUUUAUCAUUCUCUUCUCACUUGUCAUCCAUAAUGACAUCCUCUCCCCUCUCUUAAUUUCAUAUAUUCUCUUCCACUCCUGCCUCGCUCUCUCUCCUCUCUCCUCCCUGGCUCUCAGGUCAGUCGAGUCCGUGCCUUCUUUAUCUGCUGUCCCACUUUGUUAAGGACCUCCCUGGUCAGUCGUCCGAUUGGCCCGUCGGUUCGGCUCGGGAUGAGAAGCCAUAUUGAUCCUUAGUGGUAUCACAGCUUAAAUUGGUUGCAUUUUCCACCCACUCUGUAGCUGCAGAGUGGGGGGACAUUCAGACACACUGACCUCCGUCUGCUCUGGCACCUAAGGACAGCAGUUUAAAUGCUGCUUCACAACCCCACAUCAGCCAAAGUGGUCUGCAAAGACAUUCUGAAUGUAUACUUCCAUUCUGACAAUCAGUAAUUACACUGGGUUACAUUUGCAUUGAACUCUGUCAGUCUUAAAUGGGGAUUUGCUGCUUUUUUUUUUUGCGUUGUAUAUAUUCUUGUAUUUCCCUGCCUAUUUUCUUUUAAGCACUGCUUGUCUGUGAAAAUGUUGAGGUAUGUCCAUUGCUUAUGUUGUUGUUGUUGCGUCUUUUGUCUUGGGUUGUCAUUGGCCUCCUUUAUGCUGAAUAUAGAAUAGAUUUUUAAGAAAAAGUCAGUGUACUAAUUAAAAACAAAAUCUUCCUCA
Molecule: messenger RNA, 5399 nt
Organism: Solea solea (common sole)
Lineage: Eukaryota; Metazoa; Chordata; Actinopteri; Pleuronectiformes; Soleidae
Gene: elf1
Product: E74-like ETS transcription factor 1
Exons: 11
Coding region: 1031-3040 (669 amino acids)
Biological process (GO): cell differentiation; regulation of transcription by RNA polymerase II
Cellular component (GO): nucleus
Molecular function (GO): DNA-binding transcription factor activity, RNA polymerase II-specific; sequence-specific DNA binding
Source: RefSeq, a predicted model, not a curated record